AUGGGCCACACGAAAAAGAAAUCUCAGAAAUCAUCUGACACAGAACCGGAUUUAAAGGUGUCAUAUUUUCAAAUAUUCCGUUAUGCAACAUGGAUAGAACUAAUGGCUACCAUUUUGGGUUUUCUGGCGGGUGUACUGAGUGGUGGCGGUGUAUGCUACAACUUGGUACAAUUCGGCGAAUUAAGUACAGCUUUUGUAGAGAGGACAGCACGACAGGAUGAACUCUCCAGCUAUAUGCCUUUGACUACGUUAUUUGGAGGAGGACGGAGAUUAUGCAAUGCUUCACACGAAGAAAAUAUGAAGGCUCUCGUUGAAGAUGCAACCGCGAUGGCCAUUGGAAUGAUUGUCAGUAUCGUUAUAUCUAUAUUACUGAGUAUGAUUUCUAUUGCUCUUAUCAGCUGGAGUGCCUUACGUCAGAUUACAAGAAUAAGGCUGUUAUUCCUGGAAGCCGUACUUCGGCAGGAUAUGUCAUGGUUUGACACAGAUACUGAAUUUAACUUAGCAUCUAAAAUGUCUGAAAAUAUGAUGAAACUCAAGGAUGGUAUGGGAGAAAAGUUAGGUGUGGUAGCAAAUUUAAUCGGAACUGCUAUUAUAUGCCUGUGUCAGGCUUUCCCUAUGGGAUGGGAGCUGACUCUUGCAUGUGUAUCUGUGGUACCAUUUUCUAUAACGGCAUCCGUCAUCUUAUCCAAUUAUCAAACUAAAUCAUCUAUUCGAGAAAUGGAGUCCUACAGUCAGGCUGGUAAGCAAGCUGAAGAAGUCCUAAAAUCUGUCAGAACUGUCGUCGCUUUUGGUGGAGAGACUAAAGAAGUAGACAGGUAUUGCCGUCUUUUAGAGCCAGCGGAGCUGUACGGCCGAAAGCGAGGUUUAUAUACAGGAUUAGGAACAGGUUUUAAUUGGCUACUAACAUAUUCUUUGAAUGCCAUUGGUCUCACAUAUGGUGCAAGAUUAGUAAUCAUCGACUUUGACAAGCCCACCGACGAUCGAACUUAUCUUGUUGGUGUUGUCUUCAGUAUUCUUUUCAGUGUAUACAUGGCUACACAGUCAAUUACCUUUUGCGUUCCCCAUGCAGAAGUAUUUGCUUCGGCUCGAGGUGCUGCAGCUACCAUAUUUAAAUUAUUAGAUAGAGAACCUACAAUAGAUGCCCUUGAAAAAGGAGGAGUCCAACCACGGCGAGUGAUCGGAGAGAUUUCGAUAGAGGAUGUUCAUUUCAGUUAUCCAUCCAGGCCUAAUGUCAAGGUUCUACAAGGGUUCUCACUCAACAUUAAGGCUGGAGAGUGCGUAGCACUUGUAGGAUCAUCAGGUUGCGGCAAAUCGACUGUUUUACAACUCCUGCAACGAAUGUACGACCCACAUAUUGGCACUGUUAAACUUGAUGGUAAAAAUGUAAAGAAUUUAAAUUUAGGCUGGCUUCGAUCUUCUCUAGGGGUAGUGGGACAAGAACCUGUACUAUUUCGUGGCACUAUUCACGAAAAUAUAACUAUAGGCAGCCCUGAAGCAACUCGGGAAGACGUUCAGAGAGUCGCUGAAAUGGCAUACGCCCACGAUUUUAUCGGUCAUCUAUCUAAUGGCUACGACACUAUAAUCGGUGAACGGGGGGCAUCUUUGUCAGGAGGUCAAAAACAGCGAAUUGCUAUCGCCCGAUCUUUGUUACGUGAGCCGGCAGUUUUGCUCUUAGACGAAGCGACAUCAGCCCUCGAUCCUCAUUCGGAAAGACAGGUGCAAGCAGCACUGGAUAGAGCUAGCGCUGGACGAACUACACUUAUGGUGUCACAUAGAUUAUCUACUAUUGUUAACGCUGACCGUAUAAUUUGUAUGGAUCAAGGAAUAAUCGUCGAGCAAGGAACUCACGAAGAGCUUAUGAAAGCUAAAGGUUUUUACUAUAAACUUGUAACUACGGGUAAUGAGAACAAGGAACCAGAUGUUAUAGAAACUUUACCAGAAGAAGAAAAUGGGGAAGUAGAGGCUGGUGAAUUGACCUUAGUACCCAGAUUAGACGUUAAGCGAAGAUCCACUAGAAGAUUAGUUAGACAUCAUUCCACAAAGAGAGAGUCUCACGACUGGAUGACUCCGCGUGGAUCUAUCUCGUCCGUUAUGUCCACUGGUCUUCAAAACUUCAUGUACAAUGCUGAUUACGACUCCGAUGAAGAAAAAGAUGAUGAUGAGGAAGUACAACAAGUUAGUGAUUGGCAACUUUUAAAAUUAAAUGCCCCUGAAUGGCCCUAUAUAGUAAUAGGUUCAAUUGCUGCAUUUCUUCAAGGAUCCUGUUUCCCUGUGUUUGCACUUCUUUUUGGAUUUAUGUCGGGAAUUUUCAUCUUGCCUGAUCGUAAUGAAAUCGUAUAUUUAGCAGACUUUUAUUCAGGCAUGUUCCUCGUAGUGGCGGCAGUUGCUGGACUAUCAAUGUGCCUGCAAAGUUCAGCAUUCACAAACGCUGGUUUAAGGAUGACUAAACGCCUUAGACAACAGUAUUUCUCAGCAUUACUGCGACAGGAAAUAGGUUUCUUUGAUAAAGAUUCGAACACAGUAGGAGCAAUGUGCGCGAGAUUAAGCAGUGACGCAGCCGAGGUUCAAGGCGCUACUGGCCUGAGAAUUGGUCUCAUCUUGCAGGGCAUGAGCUCUGUAAUAGUUGGGUUCAUCAUGGCCAUCUGCUAUAAUUGGAAGCUAACUCUUGUCGGCACUGCUUUCCUACCUCUAAUGGUCGGAAGUAUAUGGCUAGAGGGAAUAGUUUCUCAAAAAUCACAAACAGACGAGCGCGCAGCUAUGGAAUCAGCAACGUCAAUUGCAACAGAAGCAGUUAUAAGUAUUAAGACUGUUCAAAGUUUAGGUGUAGAAAAAACAUUCUUGAAUAAGUUUAAAGAGGCUUUAGAACACUCAUGUGCUGCUGUCGCCAAAAAGACAAGAUGGAGAGGUCUAGUCUUGGGUUUAGGAGUAUAUGUACCAUUUAUGUCGUACUGCAGCGCUACCGUCUAUGGGGCCAUACUAGUGGCUAAUGAAGGACUGGAAUAUAAAAUUGUAUUACUUGUUAACGAAGCCCUGCUGUAUGGGGCAUAUAUGUUAGGUCAGUCUCUAGUUUACGCACCUAGUUUUAAUUCUGCGAAAGCUUGUGGAGCAAGGAUUCUAUCAAUUAUUAACAGGGAACCUAAAGUAAAAACUGAAAGUGGCCUGAAAGACAGAAAAGACUGGAUAGCAACUGGAAACUUUCUUAUCAAAGAUGUAGAGUUUAGCUAUCCUACUAGACCUAACCAGAGAAUUCUGAAGGGAAUAGACCUGAAAGUGGAGGCUGGUAAAACGGUUGCAUUAGUUGGAUCGUCUGGCUGUGGCAAGUCUACGGUACUGCAAUUAAUGCAACGAUUCUAUGAUCCAGAUAGUGGAAAUAUAGAGUUAGAUGGGCGGGACACCCGAACUUCAGUCACACUUCCACGGCUAAGGAGGCAAUUAGGAGUAGUUCAACAAGAACCAGUCUUAUUCGAUCGCACCAUUGCGGAAAACAUAGCAUACGGUGACAAUAACCGUAAAGUAACAAUGCACGAGAUUAUUGCAGCUGCCAAAGCUGCAAAUAUUCAUAACUUCAUUGUGUCAUUGCCCAAGGGUUACGACACAAAUUUAGGUGCAAACGGCGCUCAGUUGUCAGGGGGACAGAAGCAAAGGAUUUGUAUUGCAAGAGCACUCAUACGCUCGCCGCGACUGCUUCUACUUGAUGAAGCUACCUCAGCCUUAGACGCCAAUAGUGAAAGAGCAGUCACAGAGGCACUAGAAAAGGCUGCAAAGGGAAGAACAUGUAUCACCAUAGCCCAUAGACUCUCUACUGUUAAAGAUGCAGAUAUUAUAUGCGUUUUAGAUAAAGGUAAGAUCAUCGAGAGAGGAACGCACAGUGAGUUAAUCAACUUGAAGGGCUAUUACUGGCGUAUGUGUAAAGGACAAAAAAUGGCU
Brenthis ino (lesser marbled fritillary) is the source of this 3927-nucleotide messenger RNA. NCBI's taxonomy places the organism in Eukaryota, Metazoa, Arthropoda, Insecta, Lepidoptera, Nymphalidae. The record is from the annotation of a GenBank genome assembly.